UGGGUUUUGGAGCAAUUGGGAUGGUGCCUUUGGUAGGAUUACUAAAGGAAAUGGUGUAUCUUCUUCGAGCAAUAGCAUGGCAUGGAAGGCUAUUAGUGAUGGGAAUCAAGACGACAGCAUAUCUACCACGUCAUGUGAUCCAUUACACACCCAAGGAGGUCCAGUCACGCGAGCUAGUGCUAAGAAGAUGCGUGAAGCUUUAAAUGGCCUUAUUGAGCAGAUCUGGGUUGAAAACAACAUACAACAAGCAAAUCGAAGCUUGUAUGAUUAUCAAGGCAUGAUAAACAUCAUUCAGGUUCAAGAGAAGCUUAAUUGAGAUCAUUUAUGCUAAAUUACACAGUUUGCGUCAAUCUCGCAAUUCUAUCGCAAUUUGUAACAAACUGAUAUUUCAUGU
This is a messenger RNA of Rubroshorea leprosula, 394 nucleotides long. Lineage: Eukaryota; Viridiplantae; Streptophyta; Magnoliopsida; Malvales; Dipterocarpaceae. The record is from the annotation of a GenBank genome assembly.